CAUGACAAAAAUGUGGCCUCUAAGGUCUCAAAAGAACAGCACCACCACAGUGAAGAUGCAACAUGAAUCUGCCACCACCAAUACCGUGGCAACAAAAUCUCUGAUCUCAACAUGCCACUGUUGUUGUUUGGUGACAAAACUGAUGACAAAGCUCAAGAGACGUGGCCGAACACUGCGACCAAAAAGUGCAAGUCGACAGGGUUCAUUCCAAUGCCGCUAUGAUCCAUUGAGCUAUUCCUUGAACUUUGACACCACUGGAUGUGGCAGCUUAAUGGAUGAAGAUUACUAUAAGUUCUAUGCUUUUUCUUCGAGGUUUCUGGCAAAUCCAAGAACUCCAUGCCCCAUUGUUCAAGUACAAGGAACUCCCAUUAACCAAUAGCUAGCUAGAAUCUCUUGUUUUUCUUUAUUAAACAGUACUAGUUUCUUUUUUCUCGUUUUUUCCACAAAAAUAUUUGUGGGUUUCCCCUUCUACAAAGAUGGGUAUGAGGGAAUCAUCGAUCUGCAAAUUUUCAUAGUGGAGGAAUCUAAUGUUUAAGAGCUUGUUGUACUGUAUAACAUAUAUGAUGAAUGAUCCAUUGUUAAUUUUGUUUAGUUCUA
This is a messenger RNA of Glycine soja, 597 nucleotides long. RefSeq lists its product as uncharacterized. The transcript has a single exon. NCBI's taxonomy places the organism in Eukaryota, Viridiplantae, Streptophyta, Magnoliopsida, Fabales, Fabaceae. The record is from RefSeq and is a predicted model, not a curated record. The coding region runs from base 2 to 379 and encodes 125 amino acids.